This is a messenger RNA of Xyrichtys novacula (pearly razorfish), 1928 nucleotides long. Lineage: Eukaryota; Metazoa; Chordata; Actinopteri; Labriformes; Labridae. The record is from the annotation of a GenBank genome assembly.
UGCUUUGCGUUUCAGCUUCUGAAGCGGAUAUCCUCCGUUCCAUGAGCUGUGCGCACGGAAACCUCGCCACACGUGGAUUUCAGGCAAGGAAGAGCGUGGAAACCUGCAAUUUUUUAGGUUUUGUUGAUAUAAAACCGCAUCUACGUUAUAGUUUGAGGUUUUUAAAACAUCAAAUAUUCGAGAUGUUCCUGCAGUACUACCUAGACGAGGCCGGAAACAGAGUCUACACUUUAAAGGUAACGGCAGCGUUGUGUUUACGCUCGUUAGACGGUCUAUAUUUACAUGGAUUUAUCAAUAGAGUUAUUUAUAAUGUAAGUGUAUCAAUGCUGAAGAAAAUAACUACAAACAAAGCUUACUCAUAAGUUUAGUUUUCGUUGUUUUGUAGCAUUUUGAAAGGAGAAAUAAUGAAGUACUCUUUAAUUAUCCAGUCGUGUAGUGAGAAUCGGUAAACAGAUUGGUGAACUGAUUAGAUGCUUAUUGGAGUGAAAAUGGAUGAAUAUUUUGUACUUUAUGUUGUCAACUUCAGCUGUUUUGAUCAUCUUUUUUGUAGUUUGCUUUGUAUUGCCACUCUACGGUGGCCGAAAACGGCCAUUGCUGCAAACAAAAAAAGAAAAGGCAAUUAGGGCCUGACCGGUAUGGAUUUUUUUGGGGCCAAUGCCGACAUCGAUUAUUAAGCUUCUUUCACACUGGGAGCGUUUUUGUCGUGCGAUUAUUUCGGACUAUAUAUAUUUUUUCGAACCCGUAUCCUGUCAAUACAAGCGUUUAUAUCAGCGACGUUUUCCCGUCCUGCAAUAUUGAGGUAUUAAUUUUUUGGGAUCAUGGUCGAUUUUUCUAAAGUUUUGCAUACUGUGUGUCCACUUCUGACCAAUCAGAUUUCUUGUCGUUGCGGCGUCAGAUUAACUGGUAUAUCCAACAUGGCUGACCGGCUGAUUGUUUACGUGUCUGAGAACAGAGUGAUUUUUGAUAAAAAACACAAAUAUUACAAAGAUAACGACCUGAAGGAAAACUUGUGGAGAGUCAUAGUGUCAGAUUUCUCAUAUGAGGAUAGUUUGUGUGCUUUAACAGUUUGAUAAACGUCUUUGUUUUAACUUUCAUCUGUGCUAAGUAACUUUAGCUCGUAAGCUAACCUGUUCAGAUACAACAUACCAUAUGUAUUUUCACCGUCUCAAACUCAAUCGUGUCAAAAUUCGCCUCCGAAUAUUUCGUAAUUUGGUGUUCUAUAUUCGUGUCGGCCUGGUGUAAGGACCUUUUGGGAGGGAAAAAAUCUGAUUACCGAUUAAUUUAAAAUUUUGUUAAUUUUAAAGAAAUAUAUAUUUACUUCAUUUUUUUUUAAACAAAUGGCUGCUUUUGAGCCUUUCAAACACUCUUUCAAAGAAUCAGAGGCAGUGAACUCAUUUCAAAUCCUUUUCACUGCUAAAACAACCCCUGGCUAUUUAUUUUUGGUCAUAAACUGCUACAGCAGAUAGAUUAAAAUUAUUGCUCUUGAGGUUUUAUGUCACUCUAAUAUUUAAUCACACUUUCUUAUUUUUUUUGCACCAACAGAAGGCUUGUCCUGAUGGACAGCCCACCAGCUCUGCCCACCCGGCUCGCUUCUCUCCGGAUGACAAGUUCUCACGACACCGCGUGCUGGUGAAGAAACGAUUCGGCCUUCUGCUCACCCAGCAGCCCAGACCUGUGCUGUGAGAGUGAUGGAGGAACAGGGAGAGGAGAGAGAUGGAGAGAAACGGUGGAGAUAAGACUGUGCAGGAAGAUUUACAUUCUGGAUCCAAGACUCGGGACUUCUCCAGUAUCAUCAAGUCCUGGAUCGCAUCAAGGGGACUAGUUGUGACUAGUCAAUUUAUGUUUUAUCAACAGUUAUAUACUCAUGUUCACUUAAAGUUAUUGUUUAAUUUCUUGUCAUGCUGAAUAAAACUAUGGUUUUCAGUUAA